Coregonus clupeaformis (lake whitefish) is the source of this 2615-nucleotide messenger RNA. RefSeq names its product zinc finger protein ZIC 5. Gene Ontology annotation, molecular function: DNA-binding transcription factor activity, RNA polymerase II-specific; RNA polymerase II cis-regulatory region sequence-specific DNA binding. Gene Ontology annotation, biological process: regulation of transcription by RNA polymerase II; central nervous system development. The transcript is spliced from 2 exons. Lineage: Eukaryota; Metazoa; Chordata; Actinopteri; Salmoniformes; Salmonidae. Bases 584 to 1507 code for a protein of 307 amino acids. The record is from RefSeq and is a predicted model, not a curated record. Gene Ontology annotation, cellular component: nucleus.
GGGGAGAAAAAAAUCCAUCAGCCAACAUUGAUUCCAUUUGAAGUAGGCCUGGCUUCUCAUGAUAGGCUAUAGAGGGCAUUGAGAUAUGCAUAUGUGGGCCCGGCCUGUAGAUGCCACAGAUGUUCACUUGGCAAGCGUCCUCAUGCUUACCACUGGGGGCGCAUCUCAAUAAUUCAGAGUAUAUUCUCAUCUCCUUUCCUUCGUCUCCACUGAUCUGAAAAGACUGGAGUGAGGAAAGAAAUCCCCUUCAUCCGCCAUAUUGCUUUCUUGUGUUUUUCAGAUCAGUGCCGCCUGAGCUGAGGAAGAGGAGAUGAAGAGAGGACGCCAUUUUACAACAUUGGGAUACAGCCAUAGAUCUGCGAGUUUUUCUUACAGCUAUGGGGGGACGGACCACCUGGUUCUAACCGGGUUUACGGCCAAUUUACAGAAUAUGCUUCAUGCCCCUCAGUAGUCCAAAACCUGGGCGGACCGCGUUAAGAUCCACGUGGUUUCCCCAAAUCAGCGCGGUUUCUGUCUACAGCUACAGGAAGCAUAAAGGACGGAGAACGGUAAGGCAGCCAGCUCGAGGCCCGUCUCUACUACCAUGCAGCGGCCGGGUGGUCGCCAUCGCCACAAUGGCCACUCUCUGCUCCGCAAUAACAAUUCCAUGGCCUCAUACAUCGCUUCUCCUCCGCCGCGCGCUGCCUCCACCGGCGCCUAUGCGGAAUACUCCAACAACAACAACAACAGGCCUAUAAAGCCCGAGCUGGUCUGCAAAUGGACGGACCACGAGCACCGUGACCGAACUUCAAAACAAAGGAUAUGCGACCAAACUUUCAGCUCCAUGCACGAGCUGGUGGACCACGUAAGCACCGAGCACGUCGCUGGGCUCGAGCCCCUGAGCCAUGUUUGUAUGUGGGAAGAAUGCCUGAGAGAAGGAAAGGCGUUUAAAGCCAAAUAUAAACUGAUAAACCACAUCAGGGUACACACUGGGGAGAAACCAUUCUCCUGUACUUUCCCAGACUGCGGGAAAGUGUUCGCUCGGUCGGAAAACCUCAAGAUUCACACGCGCACGCACACAGGUGAGAAGCCAUUUCAAUGUGAGUUCACCGGCUGCCUGCGGAAAUUUGCCAACAGCAGUGACCGUAAGAAGCACUCGCAGGUCCACACCAGCGCCAAACCGUACGACUGCAAGGCCCACGGCUGCUUCAAGUCCUACACACACCCCAGCUCCCUCAGAAAACACAUGAAGAUCCACCUCAACGCACUCAAGUCCUCUCCUACCUCGGAACCCAUAGACCUGUCAUUCACAGGGAUUCUUGGGAAACGUAGUUCCCGGGAUUAUGUAGCUUCGCGGACUAACUGCUCAUCUUCUAGGCUCUCGCUGCCUCCGGCGGUGUCCAACAUUAAGGAGUGGUACGUGUGUACCAGGACCACAGGUCAGGGACAGAACUACCUCCAACUCACAGCAGAUGAGAUCAAGUCAGAGCCAUGUAGCGGUGAUGAGGAGUAUUAUAAUACGACGUAGCAGCAGGACAAUGCUUUGCAGUAUGGACUGUGUGAACUACAAUGAAUCCCAAAUACAGGGAUAGAACUGGAAGGUGAACACAACAUACGUCCCCUGUCAAUAUGGAGAUGUGGUGAACUCAACAUACGUCCCCUGUCAAUAUGGAGAUGUGGUGAACACAACGUACGUCCCCUGUCAAUAUGGAGAUGUGGUGAACACAACGUACGUCCCCUGUCAAUAUGGAGAUGUGGUGAACAUAACGUACGUCCCCUGUCAAUAUGGAGAUGUGGUGAACACAACGUACGUCCCCUGUCAAUAUGGAGAUGUGGUGAACACAACAUACGUCCCCUGUCAAUAUGGAGAUGUGGUGAACACAACGUACGUCCCCUGUCAAUAUGGAGAUGUGGUGAACACAACGUACGUCCCCUGUCAAUAUGGAGAUGUGGUGAACACAACGUACGUCCCCUGUCAACAUGGAGAUGUGGUGAACACAACGUACGUCCCCUGUCAAUAUGGAGAUGUGGUGAACACAACAUACAUCCCCUGUCAAUAUGGAGAUGGACAGAUGUGAUGGAGACUUGCUGUAUGUGUGAAUGUCUGGGCCAGUAUUCAUAAAGCGUCUCACAGCGUAAGAGUGCUGAUCUCUGAUCAGUUUUGCCUUUUUAGAUCAUAUUGAAAAAGAUUACAGGGAGGAUCUGAUCCUUGAUAAGCACUCGUAUUCUGAUAGGCGUUAUGACGACCAGGCCCUAAUGUCAGUGUAUUAUCUAAUGAGAAGCCGCAGCCAUGAAACGUAUUGCCAUAAGAGAUUGAAGACAACAUCCCUCUGAUAAACACCCAGGAUCAGGGCCCAUAUCCACAAAGCCUAUCAGAGGAGGAAUACUAAUCUAGGAUCAGCUCCAACCUCUUAUUCAUCAUGAUUUAAAAGGGCAAAACUGCUUUGUAAAUACGGGGCCUGACCCGAGUUAGAUUCUUGAAGAUAUUUGAGGUGCGCUUGAUUUCCCUUGGAGUUUGCACUUUUGGGAUUAGUCCAUUGGUGCCUGUGUACCAGGCAAACUAAAUUUACAUUUUAGUCAUUUAGCAGACGCUCUUAUCCAGAGCAACUUACAGUUAGUGAGUGCAUACAUUUUUU